Messenger RNA from Suillus plorans, 1726 nucleotides. RefSeq lists its product as uncharacterized. The coding region runs from base 143 to 1423 and encodes 426 amino acids. The record is from RefSeq and is a predicted model, not a curated record. The transcript is spliced from 3 exons. Gene Ontology annotation, molecular function: DNA-binding transcription factor activity, RNA polymerase II-specific; RNA polymerase II transcription regulatory region sequence-specific DNA binding. Gene Ontology annotation, cellular component: nucleus. NCBI's taxonomy places the organism in Eukaryota, Fungi, Basidiomycota, Agaricomycetes, Boletales, Suillaceae.
GUUCUGUGUACGUGUACUUUCUCUUCAUGGCCACGUCCUGCACUCGAUUUUCCUAGCGUUGACUCUAGCACUCUUUUUUUAACGAUAUAUACGACCAAAGACUCCUAAGUGCCUUCGCCAAGUUGACUGCAUACGUGGAACCAUGUCACCACACUCAACAAAUUUCGUCGACCCAUCCAGUCUUUCUCUCCCUUCCUCUUCCUUCCUCAAGCGUCCUGCAUCUCCCUCAUCAUCUCGUGCAGACUCUCCUGAUGUAUCGAUACAGGAGCCUCCACGUAAGCGCCCUCGCUCAGCCAUAACACCGGAAGAGCGCAAAGAGGCCCGUGCACACCGCAACCGCAUAGCGGCACAAAACUCCCGUGACCGCAGAAAAGCUCAAUAUUCCUUUCUCGAGCGUAGAGUUAAUGAACUCGAGGAAGAGAAUAGACGUCUUCGCGCUGGUGUCCCAAUCACCAUCCCUGCUUCACCCUCGGCCAGCUCCACCUCAGAGCCCGAGGCUGUUACCAUUGAGCAGGAGCAGGAGCGCAAGCGAAAACGUGCCGAGGAACAACGAGAACGUGAAAAUUCCGAGCUGCGCGAACGCAUUCGAACGCUAGAGAUGGGUUAUGAGGCAGUGUUGCGGACCUUGGCAACCCAAGGCGCCAACCCGCCUGCUCUCCACGAGACUUCAAGCUCGACUCCAAUCCUCUCAUCCGCUUGCGCACCAUCACCUGCGGAGGCAAAUUCUCCUUCAACAGCAGACUCUGCAUCUCCAACCCCCUCAUCACCUAAAUCGACAUCCCUAGCAACCCUUUCUUACCCACUUUCUCCUGCACCAACGCAUUCUACGCUCACGGACAGCCCCAUGCUGUUUUUGGGUGACUCAUUCGACUUCCCACCCAGUCCCGCAUUUACUCUUUCAGAUCUCACGCCAUCCGACUCGCCAGCACCUGUUGACACACCACAGGAAACUCUCGACCUCUCCUUGAUUACGCAUACUCCCACUCGCCACCUAGCAGCGGGUGGGCAGCAUACGUCUAGUCACAGGACCGGUGAGGGCAUCCAGAUGUACAACAGUGCUGCGAUCGAGCCUGAAGACGAGGCAGCCACAGACGCAGCCCUUACACGCCUGUUCGCAGAGAUCCUCGCGUCGCCGCCGACUGGCACUUGCGCUCUUCCAGUCACUUGCCCUUCGGCAAAAGACGCGAACAACACGCAGGUGCUGAGUGAGCCCACUUCCAUGGAGGAGGCCGGCCUGGGGCUGGUUACGAGUGGGAUUGACACAGCUAACUGGGCGGAACAAGUCAGUGUAGAGAUGGGAAUAGAAAGACUGCUAGAGAUGCUGCCGAGUACGCAGGACAUCGCUAUGGACUCAAGCACUACCUUCGAUGUUGACGCCGACUUCUCGGAUGCGCUGGUGUGGGACGAGGUUAGCGUCUACUGAUCUGAUGAACCUUUCGACCACCCUUCAUCAAGCGCCCGAUCAACAUCAUCGGUUUCCGUGACAUAUCUAUCAUUGUUAUUGUCUUUCGCAUCCAUCUCAUCACUCAUCGGACUCGUCAUCAUCAUUUUCGUUCCCAUAAAGCUGUCUAUGUUCUAUCUAUCUCCUACUCUACCUUGCUUUAUUUUGGCUCCUCCUGGUCUCCUCGCCUUCGUCUUCUUUUUGUAUUUGGCAUCACUCGCUUUUGUCACGCAUCCACACUUACCUACGCCUACACCUACAUCCGACUUGUUCGUUCCAACCCCC